AUGAUCAUGUCAAUUCGAAGCUUUUUGAUCCUCGCCGGUGCUGCGACCGUUGCUGCCGAUCAGCACAUAGCUGACUCUCCUUUCUUGAAUCAAUUUAUUGUCGACUCUGGAUAUGUGUCAAUCUCUACCGCUGGCAGUGAUGCCACCCACACCACCUAUAUUGCCAAAUGCGACAACAGCGGUACCGAUGUUUGCACAUUGCCUAGUGCUGGUGCCACUAUUGUCAUGGGCCCAUCUUAUGUUGGGUGCUCUUACACGGAUCCGUCGGAGCCCCUAUCCUCGUCCGUUGGGUGUAAAUAUAUUAACGCUGGAUCUUCUGUCCUUUGCACUAUGUAUCAGUCAGGCCAAAGUGGAACUUAUGUGGCCACAUUCUCGCAGACGGAAACCCUGCCGGCGUCUGCUGUUGCACUGGGCUUCAAUGCGCCGACUGGUACCGGCACCAAUUCAAAGCAAACCUCCGAAGCCAGUGCCGGAAGCGCCGCUACCAUGACAUCUGGUGCAGCCACUACUGCCGACUCAGGUGCAUCUUCUACGAAGAGUUCGACUACUAACGAGAGCGCCAGUAAAACUGGUUCUGCGGCAAGCGAGACCAAGACUGGUGGCGCAGCCAAGGUGGCUGAACUUGUGUUUGUCGCUGUUGGGGCAGCUAUCGUGGGGGGAAUAGCCCUUGUCAUGUAG
Messenger RNA from Penicillium macrosclerotiorum, 678 nucleotides. RefSeq lists its product as uncharacterized. The transcript is spliced from 3 exons. The record is from RefSeq and is a predicted model, not a curated record. Bases 1 to 678 code for a protein of 225 amino acids. Lineage: Eukaryota; Fungi; Ascomycota; Eurotiomycetes; Eurotiales; Aspergillaceae.